UUGCGCAAACAGAGUGGGCGAAGAUGGCGUCGGGAAAGAAAUCAGGGAACGGUAGCCUCGAAAAAGGUGUAAAUGGCAGACGCUCAUCUAAACACAAAGAGGUUCCGAUAGUGAUGGACACCAAGGCGGUGUUUGCGGCGCUGUACAGCGUGUGCGAGGAGAACGCCUCCUUCUUCUCCGGCGGCCCCAAGGGCCCCCAGGGAGAGGCGGCGCGGCGGCUGGUGGAUGCCACCACGCUCAUCCAGGAGCACGCCCGCAGCCUGGAGCCCGUCGUCUCCGGGUUCGCCUCCAUCUACCACCACUUCGACUUCGACCCUCACAUACCUGCUAACGGGUACCGCUCACUUGUCAAGGUGGUCAAGUGCUGCAUUCUCCACAUCAUCCAGAAGGGGCGCUACAUCACCGCCAACCGGCGCAGUAUCUUCUUCCGGGCGGCGCACAACGCGGGCGAGAUGGAGGCGUACUGCAGCGCCCUGUGCCAGCUGCGGGCCCUGCUCUACCUGGCCCAGCGGCUGCUGCACGACAACAGCCACGGCAACCUGUUCUUCCAGGAGGAGAGUGGACUGAGCCAGAGCUUCGUGCGGGAGUACGCCUCCAUGCACAAGGGCUGCUUCUACGGCCGAUGCAUCGGCUUCCAGUUCACCCCUGCAAUCCGCCCCUGCCUGCAGACCAUCGCCAUUGGCCUGGUGGCCUUCGGAGAGAACUACAAACGCCACCAGUCUGGAAUAGGCGUGGCAGCCGGCUCCUUCUUCACCUCAGGUAAAUACGCCAUCGACCCGGAGCUGCGAGGGGCGGAGUUUGAACGCAUCACUCAGAACCUAGACAUCAGCUUCUGGAAGGCCUUCUGGAACAUCACGGAGACUGAGGUGCUGUCGAGUCUGGCCAGUAUGACAUCCACACAGGUGAAGGUGAACCGCGCCCUCUCCGUGCCCCCCGUGCCCUUUGACCUGCCCCUGGUGGCAGAGCCCACAGCCAGCGUCACCAUAGCGGCGCCUUCAGCCCACACUGGGCCGGCCCCCGUCCAGAUGAGACUCAUCUCCCACGAGCUGAGAGAAGGACAGGACAGUGAGAAGCUGCUGUCCAUGUGCCGCAGCGAGGGGGGGUCCAUCUCCUUGUCCCUGGGCAUGAAGGCCAAGCGGAGCCCCCCCGCUCCCUGGCUGCUGGUGCACUACCACGGGGGAGGCUUCGUAGCCCAGACCUCCAAGUCCCACGAGCCCUACCUGAAGAGCUGGUCCCAGGACCUGGGCUGCCCCAUCCUGUCUGUGGACUACUCCCUGGCCCCUGAAGCCCCCUUCCCAAGGGCCCUGGAGGAAUGCUUUUAUGCCUACUGCUGGGCUCUCAAGAACCACCACCUCCUGGGCUGGACCGGGGAGAGGGUGUGCCUGGCGGGCGACAGCGCCGGGGGCAACCUGUGCCUGACCACCUCCAUGCGCGUGGCGGCGCACGGCGUCCGCAUGCCGGACGGCAUCAUGGCGGCCUACCCCGCCACCCUGCUCACGGCCUACGCCUCGCCCUCCCGCCUGCUCACCCUCAUGGACCCCCUGCUGCCCCUCAGCGUGCUCUCCAGGUGCCUCAGCGCCUACGCAGGUGUGGAUGCCCAGGCGGAGAAGCAGGUGGAGAAGGUGAGCACCAUGACCCUGGUGAGGAGGGACACGGCGCUGCUGCUCCGAGACUUCAGACAAGGAGCCUCCAACUGGUUCCAGGCCCUGCUGGACCCAAACAGAGCCCCCUCCGCCGCCACAGACGCGGUGAGGAAGAGCGUGUCCGAGGCCACGAUUGGCUCCCCCCACGCCGACCCCCCGGUGCCCCCGGAGCCGGCAGAGUCCUCCAGGAGGGAGUCUCUGAAGAGCCACACCUGCCAGGACCUCCAGGCCGCCGCCCACAGCCCCGCCUCUCCUGCUGCCUGCUGUGCACCUCUGCUGUCCGAGUGCACGCCCGAUGACGUGAGCUUCUUCCUGUCCAAGGACGAGGACGCCUCCCUGUCCAGCGCCCUGUCCUCCGUGGCCACGCCUCCUCCGGGGGGCCGGGAGGGCGUGGCCCCGGAGCACCAGCGGGAGUUCCCCCUGGGCUUCGAGCCGCUGCGCUCGGAGCAGCUGGCCGACAUGAAGAUCGAGAGCACGUCCGUGUUCAAGAACCCCUACUGCUCCCCCCUGCUGGCCCCCGACAGCAUGCUGAGAGGACUGCCCCCCGUGCACUUUGUGGCCUGUGCGUUGGACCCCAUGCUGGACGACUCGGUGAUGAUGGCCAAGAGGCUCCGUAACGUGGGCCAGCCCGUGACCCUGUGUGUGGUGGACGAGCUCCCUCACGGCUUCCUCAGCCUAUCACAGCUGUCCAGGGAGACGAGAGAGGCCGCCAACGUCUGCGUGGGACGAAUCAGGGAGAUCCUCGACGCCAAAGACACGCCCCCGCCCGCGCACCGCAAGCUGGAGCGGACCAAUCGGGGUUCCGUCGCCACGGGAGACCCCGCCCCACUCUCCGCCGUGCCCGUGGAGGAGGUGGGGUUGGCUGUCGGGGGAGGGGCUAAAGUUGCUGAAGGGGAGGGGCCGGUGGGAGUGGCUACUCGUAACAAGACGGGCUCGGAAGGGAUCGGGGCGUAGAUGUGGUGGGGAAAAUACGAAGCAGAGGACUGUCGCUGGACGUGGAGGGCGAGCGAUAGAGAGAAAAUACGUUAAGUCAGAUUU
This is a messenger RNA of Hypomesus transpacificus, 2681 nucleotides long. It is a transcript of the gene lipeb, whose product is annotated as lipase, hormone-sensitive b. The transcript has 13 exons. The record is from RefSeq and is a predicted model, not a curated record. The coding region runs from base 24 to 2597 and encodes 857 amino acids. Lineage: Eukaryota; Metazoa; Chordata; Actinopteri; Osmeriformes; Osmeridae. Gene Ontology annotation, molecular function: sterol ester esterase activity; triacylglycerol lipase activity. Gene Ontology annotation, biological process: triglyceride catabolic process; cholesterol metabolic process. Gene Ontology annotation, cellular component: cytosol.